CAAAUAGUAUCAAAUGAUAAAACAAAUAGUAUCAAAGUUUCCGGCGCAAGCCAAGGCCGCAUUUUGCCUAAUCACAGUCAGCGGCAUCUCAUAUCAAGCCAAUUGUCUCUCCUCCUCCGACUCUUCCGUUUUCCAAGGCGUCCUUCGCUCUUCUCGUGCAAUCUUCACUAUUGCAGUCACCGUUGCUGACUAUAAGUAUUCUUUAUAUGGGCUGCCAAAGGACUGCGAUGAAUAUCGUCGUCUAUUAUCUGAGGUUCAUUUGCGCUCAGCUAAGAGAAUACUGAAAUUAUGUGAAACAAAUAAAGGUUUUUAUGUGAAAGCUGGCCAGUUUGUUUCUUCCCUGCGUCAGGUCCCAAAAGAUUAUUCGUUGACCCUUUCCUCAUUGCAGGAUCAGGCAGUUCCUUGUGAUUUUAAGGUCAUAAAAGAAGCAAUAAUCAGCAAUCUUGGUCAGGAUCUGUCAGAGCUAUUCAUUUGGUUUAAUGAGCAACCAAUAGCUGCUGCAUCCAUUGCUCAAGUGCAUCAUGCAAUGUUGAAAGACCAUCAAGAAGUAGCAGUUAAGGUGCAAUACCCUGGAUUAGAGAAGAAAAUGAAGUUAGACACGAGAAUGAUGUAUUUCCUCUCAGAAUUCGUUGCAUGGCUGUUUCCUGAAUAUAGGUUUCGGUGGCUGGUCUCAGAAUUCACUGAGGCAGUUUCUCUGGAGCUUGAUUUUAUUCAAGAGGCAAGAAACUCUGAGACAAUGGCCAACAACUUUAAAAACAACAAAAUUGUUAGAGUACCUCCUAUAUUUUGGGGUUUGACAACAAAGCAAAUUCUCACAAUGCAGUUCUGCCGUGGACACAAGGUUGAUGAUGUUGAAUUUCUGAAAGGAAUGAAGAUAAAUCCAGAGAAGGUUGCAAAGGUGUUGGUGGAAGUGUUUGCAGAAAUGAUAUUCAUUCAUGGUUUCUUGCAUGGAGAUCCUCACCCUGGUAACAUAUUGGUUUCUCCCGAAGGUCCGGGUGGCUUUUCUUUGGUUCUUCUGGACCAUGGAAUCUGUAAAAAAUUGGAUGAAGAGUUCAGGCUGGAAUAUUGUCAGCUUUGGAAGGCUUUGAUUCUUUUAGACUCAAAAAAGAUACAGCAUUUAGGUGAAAGGUUUGGUGUUGGGAAGUACUCCAGAUACCUUCCCAUCAUUUUCUCUGGAAGAACUAUCGAUAGUAAAUCUGGCCUUGGGAAGGGAAUGUUGGUUGAAGAGCAAAAGAAGCUGAAACAAGAUUUGAAGACUCUAAAGAUGGAGGACAUAUCUUUGUUUAUGGAAUCUCUGCCUUCUAACUUUCUCACAAUAUUGCGUGCAGAUGAAUUACUGAGAUCUUUAAUUAGCAAGCUCGGGGCUUCAAAACGGGUGAGGCUGCUAACGUAUGGCAAAUAUGCCUCGCUCGGUCUUUCUCCUAAGUUGAAUCCUAGCCCUGAUUUCAAAUUAGCGGUCCUAUAUACCAAAUUGAUAGGAAAUAUACAAUAUAUUCAUCUAAGGUUUGCUCUGGGGGUAAUGGAAUUGGUUUUGUGGAUGGGGAAUUUGAAGCAACAUCUCAAUAACUUUUACAGAAAGAUCAGUGGUGCUGGAAAAGGUCUUUUGACAUUGUUAUUCAACUUAGAACUGUAGAUUUUUAUGUAUUUUAUACACAAAGCUGGUCUAACAAAACUCUAUAACAUUUUAAUUGUAGUUAUAAUCCUAAACCUUAAAAUUCAAACUAUAAUAUUUGUUGCUAUUCUUUACAA
This is a messenger RNA of Durio zibethinus, 1749 nucleotides long. Its product is annotated as Protein kinase superfamily protein. Gene Ontology annotation, molecular function: ATP binding; protein kinase activity. Lineage: Eukaryota; Viridiplantae; Streptophyta; Magnoliopsida; Malvales; Malvaceae. Gene Ontology annotation, biological process: protein phosphorylation. The record is from RefSeq and is a predicted model, not a curated record.